AUGGCGGAUAUAAACAGGACAAACUCGCCUAUGAAUUUGUACAGGGAAGAUAUUUUAGACACGAAAGAAGAACUUGAUAAGGCAAGAGAAAAAUUGAUCGGAGAGCAGAGGAAAAAUGCACCUUUUCUUGUUGGCAGUAUAGAACGUGUGAAUGAAAGAAUAGCCACUUUAGACAGAGAGCUUCAGGAUUUCUCGGAGCUGGUGAUUGAGAGCAAAGCAACGAACGUCCCUGAAGAUGUUCUUCUCCUGUCCCCUCGAUUUCAGAAGGGUCCGCAAAAAGCGCUGGUAAAGGUCGUCACGCCUAAGCUGAAACACCUCUCUAAAAUCAACGAGUCAAGUAGAAAGAUUACAAAGGAUAAAGGUGACACUAAGCCUAAACUUGUUGAGCUUCAUCAGUACGCUGGUUAUGACCCCCAUCAGCUCACCUCCUUGCCAGACCUAGAGACAAUGACCAUCAUAAAGAGGGUGACAGAUGCCCUGACGGGCCUUCAGAUUAAGCCGCAGUACAGACAGGAAUUCAAGAGACUCUUUUUCUCAAAGAUGUCCGAGGCUGUUCUUGUCGACACCUUCUGGUGGUUCUUCCUGCAGCGAUACCAUCCCAGCAAGAGAACCCAAGAGAGGAUUUUCAACCGAGUUGCUCAUAACUACAUCAAGCUACUGCUGUUUGCAAGGAACCCUAAGUUCAGGGAUGUCUUCUUCCAGGAUUACAGCGACCUCCUAGCUCAGUCAAUCUACAGCGCCUUCUGCGCUGCAUUCCCCAACUCGUGGCGGCAAUUUGACAAUAACUUUAGGAGUGACCUUUGCACUCUGACCUCUCAGUGGGUGGACGGGACCAGACCGAGGCCAAGGACGUGGCUGAAGUGGAAUUACUCGGGGCUGGAGCCGCAGAACAUGAAGCGAGAGCAGUUCAUGAAGACGGAUAACAAGAAAGGAGGUCUCUUCAACUUUGACAUGCUGACACCAGAGAGCAGUAAUCACUCCAACGCAAGCAAGACAACCGACUCGUCUGUCCCUCAACCACAGCUUCCACUGUCCCAACAACAAGUCAACGCCAAAAACAAGCUCCAAUCACGGACAUCAAGUGGCACGUCAGUGGCCACGACGGCCACGGGAGUCAUCCCACAAGACUCUGAUUUCAUGUCGAUCUCGACGGUAGCCCGGGCACAGCAUGCCCCUCUCCCACUGAGAGGAGCAGGUAAAGGUACCGUAGGGAAAUCCACGACAGGAGUGGGGAAAACCGGCGUGGUGAUGAAGACCGGCGGACUGUUGCCGAUUCGUGAGAACUCACUCGAGAAUUCUGACAUAGACAAGGCUCAGUUGAAAACAGGGAAGACAAAAGUUGCAAAGAAUGUCAACAGGGGUAGGAAGGAUCAAAGGAACGGAAACAAUACCUCUAAGAACAAUGGAGAGGGACUCAGGGCAAGCGAUAGCGGUAGUAGACAUACGCUGGAGGUACAGGCAUCCAAGUCAACGACGCAGUCCUUUAUAAGGCAGAGAAAUGAUGCAAAGGCAGUUGAGUCUCAUCCCGUUGGUGAGGGCGCUACAUUCUCCAAAGUGAUGUUCAACAGUAGCGGACAGAGUCCUCUGGUCCUUCACUUCUUAAGACAGAAGGGCCUGGAUCAGACGACCGGUAUCGACAACCUCCUCAGACGAACCGAGAUCAAGAAACUACCUCCGAUGGACGCCCCGACCUACAGCCAGCUGAUUCAAGACACUUUCCAUUCUGUACGUCAGAUGGAUGAGAAUUAUCAACUGAUGUACGAAGGCGGACAGAAAGACCAUACACAGUUUCUUAAGAAACAGAGAAAUGAUCUACAGGAACACAUGAGACGGGAGGAUUUGUUGAUGGCACAGCCCAGAGAGGUCAAGAGGCUGAGUGAUUUGCUGGUCUUGGAGUUACUGAAAGACCAUGAUGAAGUGAGUACGGGUGCCGCCCUGGCUGUGGAAGAGACCUUACUGCGCCAGGAUCAGAUCUAUAUGUAACAACAUGAGGGCGACUGGGUGUCUGUGAGAUAACUUAGGCUAAUUCAAAAGUCACAGUCAAAGCCAUUUAAGUCACACACAGGCCAACUAAGUUGUCCAUAUCUGGGCCCAAUACCAAUAAAGCCUGUAAACACAAAUACUUGCUAAGCACAGAAAAGUAUUGUCUAACAGAAACAGGUUA
Molecule: messenger RNA, 2164 nt
Organism: Asterias rubens (European starfish)
Lineage: Eukaryota; Metazoa; Echinodermata; Asteroidea; Forcipulatida; Asteriidae
Product: protein FAM227A-like
Exons: 12
Coding region: 1-1983 (660 amino acids)
Source: RefSeq, a predicted model, not a curated record